Homalodisca vitripennis (glassy-winged sharpshooter) is the source of this 717-nucleotide messenger RNA. Its product is annotated as suppressor protein SRP40-like. The transcript is spliced from 2 exons. NCBI's taxonomy places the organism in Eukaryota, Metazoa, Arthropoda, Insecta, Hemiptera, Cicadellidae. The record is from RefSeq and is a predicted model, not a curated record. Bases 1 to 717 code for a protein of 238 amino acids.
AUGGCCGGAAGUGGACAAUGUUUGACUAAAGUAGACUUCUCAGACCGGAUUUAUCACAUAAGACGGAUAACAACAAAAUAUCAAGAUGUCACUGUCACGUCCUUAUCGAGCGAGUCGGACAGUCGGGCAGACGGACGGAUAACAACAAAAUAUCAACAUGGCACUGUCACGUCCUUAUCGAGCGAGUCGGACAGUCGGGCAGACGGACGGAUAACAACAAAAUAUCAAGAUGUCACUGUCACGUCCUUAUCGAGCGAGUCGGACAGUCGGGCAGACGGACGGAUAACAACAAAAUAUCAAGAUGUCACUGUCACGUCCUUAUUGAGCGAGUCGGACAGUAGGGCAGACGGACGGAUAACAACAAAAUAUCAAGAUGUCACUGUCACGUCCUUAUCGAGCGAGUCGGACAGUCGGGCAGACGGACGGAUAACAACAAAAUAUCAACAUGGCACUGUCACGUCCUUAUCGAGCGAGUCGGACAGUCGGGCAGACGGACGGAUAACAACAAAAUAUCAAGAUGGCACUGUCACGUCCUUAUCGAGCGAGUCGGACAGUCGGGCAGACGGACGGAUAACAACAAAAUAUCAAGAUGGCACUGUCACGUCCUUAUCGAGCGAGUCGGACAGUCGGGCAGACGGACGGAUAACAACAAAAUAUAAAGGUGGCACUCUCACGUCCUUAAUAGUUUUACUUGCCUACCAAAAUACGCGUAUAUGA